AUGUGUGAUUUAUUAUGGUCAGAUCCUGAAAUGGUUAAUGGUUGGAGUAUAAGUCCAAGGGGUGCUGGUUAUUUAUUUGGUGAAAAUGAAGUUAAAAAAUUUUUAAAUGAUAAUAAUAUAUCUUUGAUUGCAAGAGCUCAUCAAUUAGUAAUGGAAGGUUAUAAAGAAAUGUUUAAUCAAGGUUUAGUAACCGUUUGGAGUGCUCCCAAUUAUUGUUAUAGAUGUGGUAAUGUUGCUAGUGUUUUAACUAUUGGUGAUGAUUUCUCACGUGAUUAUAAAGUAUUUGAAGCUUCAACACAGGAUGUUGGAUCUAUACCUUCAAAAAAACCAGCUAUUGAUUAUUUCAUCUAA
Messenger RNA from Candida tropicalis MYA-3404, 351 nucleotides. It is a transcript of the gene PPH3, whose product is annotated as phosphoprotein phosphatase PP4 catalytic subunit. Gene Ontology annotation, molecular function: protein serine/threonine phosphatase activity. The transcript has a single exon. Gene Ontology annotation, biological process: double-strand break repair via homologous recombination; peptidyl-serine dephosphorylation. The record is from RefSeq and is a predicted model, not a curated record. Lineage: Eukaryota; Fungi; Ascomycota; Pichiomycetes; Serinales; Debaryomycetaceae. Bases 1 to 351 code for a protein of 116 amino acids. Gene Ontology annotation, cellular component: cytoplasm; nucleus.